Molecule: messenger RNA, 1813 nt
Organism: Gordionus sp. m RMFG-2023
Lineage: Eukaryota; Metazoa; Nematomorpha; Gordioida; Chordodea; Parachordodidae
Product: proto-oncogene Wnt-1-like
Exons: 8
Coding region: 53-1813 (586 amino acids)
Biological process (GO): cell fate commitment; canonical Wnt signaling pathway; neuron differentiation
Cellular component (GO): extracellular region
Molecular function (GO): frizzled binding; cytokine activity
Source: RefSeq, a predicted model, not a curated record
AAAAAUACACGAGGUAAUUGGAUUACAGGACAUCAAUCCAUAUUGGUGGAAUAUGGCUAAUUCCGCUCUUCCAGAGUCUAACAAUAUGAUAACUUCCAGUGGUCACACUAUGUAUUUGGGCCUUCACGCCCAACCACUGACCAAAAAACAGAGGAGACUCGUAGCCAAAAAUGAAGGUUCCUUGGUGAGUAUAAUGAAGGGAGUCAAGAAUGCCAUAGCAGAAUGCAAACAUCAAUUUAAGCACAAGAAAUGGGAUUGUCCCACAUUCGAUGCCAGGCACGGAAAGGCUAUAUUCGGCCAAUUACUCACUAAAGCUUGCAAAGAAACGGCUUUCGUAUAUGCCAUAACGAGCGCGGGCGUUACCCACGAAGUCGCCAGAGCUUGCAGCAAGGGUUCUAUAAGGACUUGCGGGUGUGAUACUCGGUAUCCUAAUUAUCAACAAAACCAUCCCGUUUUAAGCGAUAAUGAUUUGCACUUGCCGAAUGCUGAAAUCGAUCCAAAAGAAUCUGAGGGUGGUGCACUCGAAUUUAAAAAUGAUAUUGGUAUCGACACUCCUGGCGGAGAUAACAAUAACUGGAGAUGGGGCGGUUGUAGCGACAAUGUUAAAUUCGGCAGAAGAUUUGCUAGAAAAUUUGUCAAUUCUGCGGAAAUGGAUAGUGAUUUGAGGUAUCUGGUCAAUUCUCAUAAUAACGCGGCAGGAAGAGGGGCCGUAACAAGGUCCAUGACAAAAUUCUGCAAAUGCCAGGGACUCUCAGGAAGUUGCAAUCUUAAGACUUGCUGGAUGAGGGUGACUCCUUUCAGAAAUAUAGGAAAUACAUUACGCCUCAAAUAUGACAAAGCCGCCAAAGUAGUUUCCAACAAUAAUGUCCAAUCUUUUCCAAACUCAAAUGAUAAUUACCAAAAAAUAAACUCUUUUAAUCCCGAAUCAUAUAAGACACAUAAAUCCGCUUAUGAAGCCGAUAAAAUCGAAAGGUUAACAACUAAUAUCAAUAAAGGUAAUAGGGAGAGUAGGGAAGAUAGGUACAAUGACAUCGACGCAGAUCGUAAUGAUAACGGUGCAGUAGAUGGAGGUAACAAUGACGAGGUAAAAUACUUUUCCGAUUUUGCGAGACCAUUAUCAUCCCCCUUUUACGCUUUCAAGCCAAGACGGAAGUCUCUUUUUGAACGUGACGUGCCUAGCUUAAACAUAGUUCCGCCCAAUUCAGUCUCUGUGCCUCCCAAAACUUCCUUUAAUUCUUUGAAUUCUUUGCAAGAUAUGGUUGUAGGUUACGACACCAAGAGGAAAAGGGCAAAUAAAUUGGGUAUGGAUGCUAAAGAGAGUAGACGGGGGAGGCGCAAAAAAAGCCGCAUAUCUAAACAGCGUUUGUUGAGACAAAAUAAUAGCUCAUAUUCUUCGCAGCUAUCAAUAAUAAACGGAGAAGAUUAUUUUCAUUUAGAUCGAUUUCGACAUUCUGCAUUGGUACCUGAUAGGUUGGACCUGGUUUACUAUGAAGAGUCUCCGGAUUUUUGCGAGUACGACCCUAAAUCAAGCUCCAGGGGAACUAGAAACAGGCAGUGCACUUUAAACUCUCGUAGCAUCUUUGACUCUAACCUAUAUAUACAGAAUUUAAAUUCUAAUAGGCCCUUAAAUUCGUUUUCAAUGGGCUUUCAGAUGGGAGAAGGGCUUGGAAAUUGUGAAACUAUAUGUUGCGAAAGAGGUUAUACCAGUAGAGAAGUUCUAGUUAUUCAAAGAUGUAAUUGCACUUUUCAGUGGUGCUGCAAUGUCAAGUGUCAAGAAUGCGCCUUUAAGAGGAUAAUUUAUACCUGUUUAUGA